ACUGGACAAGUGUUUUACGUUUUCUUCAGCAUAACUUAAAAUGGACAUUGUUUUACCCUGUUCUGGAAAGGAGCUGGUAUUUCUACAACUCAUGCUGUCAUGAGGGUGUGAGGGCUGCUGAAGAUGUCCGAUAGUCUGGAUAUUGAAGAGAAACCUCCAGCCCCACCAUUGAGAAUGAACAGCAACAAUCGCGAUUCUUCAGCACUAAACCACAGUUCAAAACCGCUCCCCAUGGCCCCGGAGGAGAAGAACAAGAAAGCCAGGCUUCGCUCCAUCUUCCCAGGAGGAGGGGAUAAAACCAAUAAGAAGAAAGAGAAAGAACGUCCUGAGAUCUCUCUUCCUUCAGACUUUGAACAUACGAUUCAUGUGGGGUUUGAUGCCGUCACUGGAGAAUUCACACCAGAUCUCUAUGGCUCACAGAUGUGCACAGGGAAGCUCCCAGAGGGCAUUCCAGAGCAGUGGGCCAGGCUACUACAGACCUCCAACAUAACAAAACUAGAGCAGAAGAAGAACCCACAAGCAGUUUUAGAUGUCCUCAAAUUUUACGAUUCCAAAGAAACAGUUAACAACCAGAAAUAUAUGAGCUUUACUUCAGGAGAUAAGAGCGCCCAUGGAUACAUAGCAGCCCAUCCUUCGAGCACAAAGACGGCAUCAGAGCCCCCGUUAGCUCCCCCUGUUUCUGAAGAAGAGGAUGAAGAGGAUGAGGAAGAAGAAGAUGACAAUGAACCCCCACCUGUUAUUGCACCACGGCCAGAGCAUACAAAAUCAAUCUACACACGCUCUGUAAUUGAACCUGUCGCUGCACCAGCACCAGCUAAAGAAGCCACCACUCCCCAACCUGAAAACUCGAACACAAACACUUUAUACAGAAAUACGGACCGGCAGCGAAAAAAAUCCAAGAUGACAGAUGAGGAGAUCCUAGAGAAACUGAGAAGCAUUGUGAGCGUGGGAGACCCUAAGAAGAAAUAUACUCGAUUUGAAAAAAUCGGCCAAGGGGCAUCGGGUACAGUAUAUACAGCAAUAGACAUCGCCACCGGACAGGAGGUGGCCAUAAAGCAAAUGAAUCUCCAACAACAGCCCAAAAAGGAAUUAAUUAUUAAUGAAAUCCUGGUCAUGAGGGAAAAUAAGAACCCCAAUAUUGUUAACUAUUUAGACAGCUACCUGGUGGGCGAUGAACUUUGGGUAGUUAUGGAAUACUUGGCAGGAGGCUCUUUAACUGACGUUGUUACAGAGACCUGUAUGGACGAAGGACAGAUAGCAGCUGUCUGCAGGGAGUGCCUGCAAGCGCUGGAUUUCCUGCAUUCAAACCAAGUGAUCCACAGAGACAUCAAGAGCGACAACAUCCUUCUCGGGAUGGAUGGAUCUGUCAAAUUGACUGAUUUUGGGUUCUGCGCUCAGAUCACGCCUGAACAGAGUAAACGGAGCACAAUGGUGGGGACUCCUUACUGGAUGGCACCAGAAGUGGUGACGAGAAAAGCGUACGGCCCCAAAGUUGACAUCUGGUCACUCGGGAUCAUGGCAAUAGAAAUGGUGGAAGGAGAACCUCCUUACCUUAAUGAAAAUCCUCUCAGGGUAAGGUGCGUGAAUGUAGCUGGAAUACAAAUUUUCGAGGACGAUGUCAGUGCCAUUUCCCUUUACGUCAGGAGAGCUGACGUGCCUCAGACACCACGAGCUAAACACGGUGAAAAGAGGCUCUUCAGCUCCCCACUGUGCCCGGUUGCUGAGUCUGCAAAGGAGCUGCUGCAGCAUCCAUUUUUAAAACUAGCCAAGCCUCUCUCCAGCCUGACUCCUCUGAUCAUUGCAGCAAAGGAAGCGAUUAAGAACAGCAGCCGCUAGCACGCCAGGCUGGCCUUCUCCCACGCCAGCUCCCUCCGGAGCAGGACUGAGCAAAAACUCUGUAAAACCUCAACUCUUGUGCUGCAGGACAGAUGGAUGGAUGGACAGACAAACGGUCACAGUCAUGGUGGUAGCAGGGAGGAGGGGAGAACAACUGUUCUCCGGUCCCUCGAGGAACAGAAACUUAUCACCUGUCUUCUUCCUGCUUUCUGGCUCCUUAAUUUAUUUCUAAGAUGAAACAGGGCUUAAGGCAGAGAGGUAAUGACAGAAAAUGCUUUGCUGUCUCAGCCAUUUCCAAGGUAAAGCCAAUUCAGUUGGAAGAGUCCCUUCCGUCUCACUCUGUGAAUAAGCUGUACAUUCACUUUUAAAUUGUCAGUUGUUUCUUAAAGAUGCAAAGUCCCUUUUCUGGGUUUUUUUGGUAUGGUUUGGAAUUGGAGAAGGGUCCUCCUUCAUUCAUAAACUCCAGACUGCGUCGCCUUUUGAAUACAGCCCCGCUGGCUGGUAUUUGCUCAUUUGCGGUACGUCUACGUCUAGCUGAGGAAGAAAGUGAAAUUGCAUUUCCAACCAAAAAUGAAUCAAGAGUGGAGCAGACAAAACGUCCUGUUGCAAUACAGGCUUUCAACUGUGAAUAUAUAGUGUUUCGGUUCUUGACAGUUUGAUUUGUAUAACUAAUUGUAAUAUGUUUGCCUGGGUGAGAGUCUUAUU
Messenger RNA from Struthio camelus australis, 2541 nucleotides. Lineage: Eukaryota; Metazoa; Chordata; Aves; Struthioniformes; Struthionidae. The record is from RefSeq and is a predicted model, not a curated record.